This is a messenger RNA of Orbicella faveolata, 2789 nucleotides long. RefSeq names its product ZP domain-containing protein-like. The record is from RefSeq and is a predicted model, not a curated record. NCBI's taxonomy places the organism in Eukaryota, Metazoa, Cnidaria, Anthozoa, Scleractinia, Merulinidae.
AAACAUUGGAAUCCUACCAUUAUUUUUGCCAUUAUUCGAUAGGAUAUUGAAAGGUUUAAAAAUCACAGGGUUUUUUUUCGAUCUUGAGUCUAAUCCUUUCUUAAACGUGAAAAAAAAAACCCUAGAAAAUAAGUAUUUGCUCAGAGCAGUUUUUAAUGAUAACAACUAGAUAACUAGCUUGGGAAGCAGGGAUGGUGUAGUGAUGAGAGCGUUCGCCUCCCACCAUGCCAAAUGGCUCGAGUUCGAUUCUGGCCUGGUGUUGCAUGGGCUGAGUUUGUCGUUGGUUUUCGCCUUGCUUCGAGGGUUUUUCUCCGGGUUCUCCGGUUUUCCUCCCUCAGACAAAAACCAACAAACCAACACUCCAAAUUCCAAUUCGACCAGGAUAGAGGACCAGCUAAGGCUUCUCUAAACAUUAUACUUUAUUUAUUUUUACGCUCUAUGGCCAACUUCCUCUAUUAUUUUGCUUGAUAUACUGUUCGGAUCAUUUUUGAAUCCCUUCAAGUCUUGCAAAGGUAAAAGUUCAAAAAACAAGUUUACGCUACCGCCUACCUCAACAAAAUUUCAUCUCUGAUGUAUGCAUUUACCUACCUACCUAGUAAGAUGUUUAUUGCGACUCGUUUGCUCACAGCGGGUUUGAUUCUCUCGCUACUUUGAGUACUAGCAGCGCGUAAUACCGAUUCAAAAUACACAGUUGUGUAGCAGUUACUCAGCUGAUCAGGAAUCAAGAUCUAAAUGACCCUUGGUGAGUGAAGCAAUGUUAAACUCCAAAGAAACAAAUAAUUUUGACUUCCUAUUGCUCGCUUUAGUUGCGAAGAGCUACAACCGUGACAAUGGUGCUGCAUGUUGAAUUUUGUUGUCGUUCGUUUGUCUGAAGCCCUCCUCCCCCUGCUGGAUUUCCUGCUUUCUCAACUAUAUAUUUUCAAAAAGCUAAUAUGCUUUCUUCUUGUUAAGUGCUCAUUGAACAGUACUUGAAAAUUCACACUGAUUUCAAUGAUUGUUUUAGUCUCGGCCUGGGUUGGAAAAAUGCCUGAUACCACUGAAGAUGAUUAUUUUAAAGUCUAAUUAAUCAUCGCUAGCGAAGCAGAGCGGCUUUUGUGUGUCACUGGACGUUUUGAACUGCGAAUACGCAUCUCAAAUAUUUCCAUAAGAAAACACUAACAGCUCCAAGUUCUGUUUGCUGUAAAGGACGUUAAAACGUAUUCCCGGCGCGGGAGAAGUAAGCGAGACUCCGUCAAAGACAGCUGGCAAGUCAUAUGAGAUAGACAUUGAACGAUGGCAAAACUGGCUUUGAUGGUGAUUUUUACGAUGCUGGCAGAGAAAGGCAUCCUGGUAAAAGGAAAUUGCUUUGAUAAUAUAAUCAGUGAUGUUACAUACGAAGCUACGUCAACCGAUCCAGGUCACUCACCAAGAGACGCGGUUUUAGAUAAUGACAGAGCCUGGUGCACUAGUCAGCCUCCACCCAACGAGUAUCUCGAAGUGUAUUUAGGCCAUCUUUAUGACGUGUGUGGGAUCGUAAUUCAAGGCUUCAAGAACGAUUCGGUAGAUUUCUUUACGACGAACUACAGUCUGUCUUUUUCCAAAAGGAGACCUGCGUGGUCUUUCCUCCUGGACAACGACAAGUCGCCCAAGGAAUUCCCAAUCGCACCCGCCAAUGGUAACAGUUCCAUUGAAAAUGAACUUGUUACUCCUAGAUUAACAUUAGCAGUCCGUAUCCAUCCGAUAGAAACAAACGGCCCGCCCAUGUGCCUCAGAGUUGGUGUGUACGGGACUAAAGUUUUGAACGUGGCAUGUGAUGUGCAUCUUCUGACCAUCACUAUCUCCAAAUCAAGCCUAGGACCAGCGGUGAAGCAACUGUACGUGGGUCAGCGGAUUGAGGGAUGCACGUUUGACGUGGAUCCAAGCACAGAAACGACUUUCAGCAUACAUGUUGACACUUGUGGAACGAAACGAUGGACUCGUGGCAAUUAUUUGUUUUACAAUAACAUUGUGUACGGAAAGGCUGAGAGUGACGGUGACUCGCCGGUGGUUUACUCGGAAGACGUAACAUUCAAUGCGACGUGUGUAUUUAACAGGAACGUAAAUGUCACUGCCGCCUUUUUGCCAAACGCCAAUUUCACCGUUGAUGUGACAGAAUACGGCGAGUUGAACUUUUCAAUGGCUGCGUUCAAAGAUAGUGAACAUAACGAUAAAAUUACAGCGGAUGAUCAGCCAUUAGCCGUUGGAACAAGGUUAUACAUCAAAGUGGAGGUCAGAUCAAGUAAUGAAGAACUGGACUUGCUGUUGGAAAGAUGUUAUGCGACUCCCUCAACUAACAGACAAGAUAACAAUCAGCGACAAUUAAUCGUUGGAGGGUAGGAAUAGCAGUACCUCCUGAGGAAGUCCUCUUGCGCAGACGCUCUUUAGGCUCGUCGUGCAAUCUUACUAUCCCACGGGGGAAAAGGAAGAUUGCGUGACGCCCAAACAGCCUCUACGUACGAGGCUACAGAGUUUCCGGAAAAAAAUGACAUUCGAACUGCGGAUAAAAGAUUUAGAGACUAAAAGUUCGCAGUUUUCCCGUUCGCAGUUUUGCUCUUUUCAGGGCAAAUUUGCCCAUUGUUCUUCAUAUCAAGCGGUCCGUUGUUCGAGCCCUGGGACCCAUUUCUCGAAAGCCCCGGAAACCUUUCGGGCCCGUAAAGCCAUUUUUAGGCCAUCCGAGAAGUGUAUGCACCUGAAACUUCUUGUAAAACUUCUUCUGUUAAUCCAGUUGAUUGAGGAAGAGAAACUGCUUCAUCCUGCUGACGUAUAACUCC